AUGCUUGGUCAGGUAAAAAGUGAGACUGAGGCGAGGAAUCCACCAAUGAGUACAACCGAAAAUCAAAUUGAGCAGGAUCUUAUUGCCCGACUGACUGAACUAAAAUACACACUGCGGCCCGACAUUCGCGAUCGUGCAUCACUCGAAAAAAACUUUAGGGAAAAGUUUGAAACUCUCAAUAAGGUGCAUCUGACCGAUAACGAGUUUCAGCGUCUGCUUGAUGCUGUUAUUACUCCUGAUGUGUAUAAUGCAGCUCAGACACUACGCAAUAUCAACAGCUUCGAGCGUGAUGAUGGUACACCACUGAACUAUAGUCUGGUUAAUAUUCGCGACUGGUGCAAGAACGAUUUUGAGGUAGUGCAUCAGUUACGCAUCAACACCGAUAACAGCCAUCACCGCUAUGAUGUGAUGCUUCUUAUAAACGGUGUACCAGUUGUGCAGAUCGAGCUUAAAGCACUGUCUGUUAGUCCACGUCGUGCUAUGCAGCAAAUCGUGGAUUACAAAACUGAGCCUGGCAAUGGUUACAGUAAGACACUGUUGUGUUUUAUCCAACUCUUCAUCGUCAGCAAUCGUACUGAUACCUGGUACUUCGCGAACAAUAAUGCACGACAUUUCAGUUUUAAUGCCGAUGAGCGAUUCCUGCCGGUCUACCAGUUCGCCAGUGAAGAUAACAAAAAGAUUACCCAGCUAGAAAUUUUCGCCGACAAAUUCUUAGCCAAGUGUACUUUAGCGCAAAUGAUCAGUCGUUAUAUGGUUCUGGUUGCCAGCGAACAGAAGUUAUUAAUGAUGCGCCCCUACCAAAUUUAUGCGGUCAAGGCUAUCGUCGAUUGCAUUCAUCAGAAUUGCGGAAACGGCUAUAUCUGGCAUACCACAGGUUCAGGCAAAACAUUGACUUCGUUCAAAGCGUCCACUUUGCUCAAGGAUAAUCCUGACAUUGAAAAAUGCCUUUUUGUGGUGGAUCGUAAAGAUCUGGAUCGCCAGACUCGGGAAGAGUUUAACCGUUUUCAGGAAGGGUGUGUAGAAGAGAACACGAAUACUGAAACGCUGGUGCGCCGACUGUUAUCUGACGACUAUGCCGAUAAGGUUAUUGUCACAACUAUCCAAAAGUUGGGGCUGGCGCUGGACGGCACAAAUAAACGUAACUACAAAGAGCGUCUGGAGCCAUUACGAGACGCCCGUAUGGCAUUUAUCUUUGAUGAAUGCCAUCGCUCUCAAUUUGGCGAAAAUCACAAAGCUAUAAAAGAAUUUUUCCCUAAUGCACAGCUUUUUGGCUUCACGGGAACACCUAUCUUCGAGCAAAAUGCCAGCUACCAGCAAAUCGAAGGUCAACAAGCCAGUCUGCGUACCACCGACGACUUAUUCGAACGCUGUUUGCAUCAGUACACCAUCACUCAUGCUGUCGAAGAUCGCAACGUCUUACGCUUUCACAUAGACUAUUUCAAACCGGAAGGAAAGAACCCACCUAAACCCGGCGAAGGUAUCGCUAAAUCUAAGGUUAUCGAAACCAUUCUUUCUAAACACGAUUCUGCGACCAAUGGACGCAAAUUUAAUGCCAUCCUGGCAACUGCCAGCAUUAACGAUGCCAUCGAGUAUUUUGAGUUAUUUGACAGCAUUCAGACAAAAAAUGCAGAACAAAAUACUGAAUUUCGACCAUUGAACGUAGCAUGUGUUUUUUCCCCACCUUCUGAAGGAAACAAAGAUGUUCAGCAGAUACAGGAAGAUCUACCUCAGGAGAAAGAAGAUAACCAGCAAGACCCGGAAGGCAAGAAAGCUGCACUCGACCGUAUCAUUGCUGAUUACAAUACGCGUUUCAAGACCAAUCACCGCAUAAGUGAAUUUGACUCUUACUAUCAGGACGUACAAAAGCGUAUCAAGGAUCAACAGUACCCCAAUACUGACUUAUCUGCUGCGCAAAAAAUUGACAUAACCAUCGUAGUGGACAUGCUGCUUACGGGAUUUGACUCCAAGUACCUCAAUACACUGUACGUGGACAAAAAUCUCAAACACCAUGGUUUAAUGCAAGCAUGUUCGCGAACUAAUCGCGUUCUCAACGAUACGAAACCCUACGGUAACAUUCUCGAUUUUCGUCAACAACAAAAGUCGGUGGAAGGGGCCAUUGCACUCUUUUCCGGUGAAAAAAUUAAUAACCCGCGUGAAAUUUGGCUGGUAGAUUCUGCUCCUAAAGUCAUUGAGAAUCUACAAACAGCCACACAGAAACUGGCUGACUUUAUGCAAUCACAGGGACUGGCUAAUGCACCGGAAGAAGUCGCUAACCUUAAAGGCGAUGUUGCCAGAGCACAAUUCGUUAACCUGUUCAAAGAUGUUCAGAGACUUAAAACUCAGCUCGAUCAGUAUACCGAUCUAUCUGAAGAGCAAAAACAACAGAUCGAAAGGAUCGUGCCAGCAGAUCAAUUGCUGGGAUUUAAGGGCGUGUAUCUGGAAACGGCCAGGUGCCUAAAGGAACAACAGGACAAAGACCAAACACUACCAGAAGUACAACAACUCGAUUUUGAAUUUGUACUUUUUGCCUCUGCGGUUAUUGAUUACGACUUUAUCAUGGGCCUUAUCGCUAAUCUGACUCAGCAGAAACCAGGCAAGCUCACCCUGAAUCGCGAAGAACUCAUUGGUCUGAUCCAGUCCGAUGCCAAGUUUAUCGACGAACGUGAAGAUAUUGCUGCGUACAUCCGUGGUCUGCCAGUAAAUGAGGCAUUAAACGAAAAACAGAUUCGAACAGGUUUUGAACACUUCAAGGCAGAAAAGAAGGCGAAAGAACUCUCUGAGAUCGCCGCCAGACAUGACCUUGCACCAGAUGCCCUGCAAGUUUUUGUUGAUGAAAUUCUACGUCGUCGUAUCUUUGACGGUGAACGCCUUUCCGAAUUAAUGGCUCCACUGAAUCUGGGCUGGAAAACACGUACACAGAAAGAGCUAGCGCUUAUGGAUGAACUGACACCGUUGCUACACAAACUGGCACAAGGGCGUGAGAUCACGGGGCUAUCAGCCUAUGAGGAAGGGAAAUAA
Cooperia oncophora is the source of this 3018-nucleotide messenger RNA. The record is from the annotation of a GenBank genome assembly. Lineage: Eukaryota; Metazoa; Nematoda; Chromadorea; Rhabditida; Trichostrongylidae.